This is a messenger RNA of Poecilia latipinna (sailfin molly), 1612 nucleotides long. It is a transcript of the gene nit1, whose product is annotated as nitrilase 1. NCBI's taxonomy places the organism in Eukaryota, Metazoa, Chordata, Actinopteri, Cyprinodontiformes, Poeciliidae. The record is from RefSeq and is a predicted model, not a curated record. Gene Ontology annotation, molecular function: hydrolase activity, acting on carbon-nitrogen (but not peptide) bonds, in linear amides. The transcript is spliced from 6 exons. Bases 151 to 1125 code for a protein of 324 amino acids.
AGUAGAUGGCGAUAGAAAGCAGCACGCUUGAUGAUGAAUAGCAGAGAAGAAGAUUAAACCACCUUUUCACAGCAGAGGACUGAGCUGAAACUAAACGUUAAUAAAACACUAAGAUAAUGUGAACAGCGGAGGUUAACCUGUGAGGGACCAAUGUUCAGGUGCAACUUGGGAUCAUCAGUGAAGUACUUGGCCUCUCUAUCAGCUCUGGGACGCCAUCACAUCCUGCAAAACAGUCGUUGCUUUUUGUGCAGGAUGUCCACUUCACCAAACCCAGUAGCUGCAGUCUGUCAAGUUACGGCGACCCCAGACAAGGAGGCCAAUUUCUCUGGCUGUAAGCAGCUGCUGGAGGAAGCCAGGCAGCGAGGGGCUUGCAUGGUGUUCCUGCCAGAGGGGUUUGACUACAUUGGAUCCAGCAGAGAGGAGACACUGUCGAUGUCAGAGCCUCUGGGAGGCGACAUAAUCUCCCGAUACACUCAGCUUGCCAGGAAGCUGGACGUGUGGCUGUCUCUGGGAGGAUUUCAUGAACGAGGACACGACUGGGAGAACGACAGACGUAUUUACAACAGCCAUGUUAUCAUUAAUAGCAAAGGUGACAUCCUGUCAGUCUACAGAAAGUCCCACCUGUUUGAUGUGGAGCUGCCGGAGAAAGGUGUGUCACUCAAAGAGAGUGCCUUCACCAUCCCUGGACCCUCCCUGGUUCCUCCAGUCCAGACUCCAAUUGGCAAGGUCGGACUGGGCAUCUGCUAUGAUUUGAGGUUCCCUGAGUUGUCGCUUGCUUUGCAAAGACACGGUGCAGAUAUCCUUACGUAUCCAUCUGCCUUCACGGUAGCAACAGGAGCUGCUCACUGGGAGGUGUUACUCCGUGCCCGUGCAAUAGAAACGCAGUGCUUCGUCCUGGCAGCGGCGCAAGUAGGCCGGCACCAUGAGAAGCGUUCGUCUUACGGCCACGCCUUAGCCGUCGACCCCUGGGGGGAGGUGGUGGGUGACUGUGGAAGGGAGAAGCCAGGGAUGGUGCUGGUGGAGGUCAACCUGGACAAAGUCAGUAGGACCAGGAAGAACAUGCCUGUCCAGCAGCACCGCAGGGACACUGCUUUUUACCACAGUAUGAGUCAAACCUGUUUGUGAUUAAAAGUGGAAAGAUAAAAUUGUCUAUUCAAGCAGGACUGAAUGUCAGAAUUUCACUGAUAAAUAAAUAAGAAUAAAAGCUGUUCCACUUCCUACACAGUCUUGAAAAGUUAGGGUAAGUAAAUUGUUGUAAAUUCAUAGGAAAUAUUUGUACUUAUGUGAUGACUUGCAAACCUGAAGUUAUUGAUUUGAAUUUUGAGUCCUACUGUAAUUAUUUUAAAAUUUUCUUGUAUUUCUAGACUUUAUUCUUUGACAAAGUCAAUCAGAUCUGUUUCCUAUCUGUAAAUGUUACACAUAAUGAUCACUAGAUGGCACUGUUGGACUAAAAGCACUCAGGAUCCCGAGCAAGGUUGGGCAUUUACUGAUACAUAGCAAUUUAAGGUUAUUAGAGGUAUAAUUGCAAUUAAUUUUCUAACUUAAUAGACAUAACAAGAUUUAUAUUAUGAAACCUGUAUGACCAUUUUAUAAAUAAAUGGUUUAAAUUAAA